Molecule: messenger RNA, 600 nt
Organism: Anthonomus grandis grandis
Lineage: Eukaryota; Metazoa; Arthropoda; Insecta; Coleoptera; Curculionidae
Exons: 4
Coding region: 1-600 (199 amino acids)
Source: RefSeq, a predicted model, not a curated record
AUGCCAGACGAUCUAGAUGUUCUCACGCCUGGGCAUUUUUUAAUUGGCACGUCCCUAAGCGCCUUACCUCAGGAAGAUCUGGAAGAUUUGUUUACAGCAUUUAUUCGAUUUGACGACUAUUCUACUAGACCUCAGCGUAAGAUAAACGAUAAAUUGGCACCAAUUAGAGAAGUUUUUGAUUUGUUUGUUCAGAAUUGUAUCAUGGCCUAUUCACCUGGGUCACAUAGGGGAUGUCCUUUUCGAGUUUACAUGAAAAGUAAGCCCGAUAAAUAUGGCCUUAAAAUUUGGGCAAUGGCGGAUAGUAAAAAUUCGUACAGUGCAAAUUUACAGGUUUAUCUUGGUAAAAUAAAUAACAAACCAGAAAAAAAUCAGGGUGAGAGAGUGGUUCUGGAUCUUGUCGAACCCCUGGGAACUGGAUAUGGAGUAACCACUGAUAAUUUUUUUACAAGUCUACCACUGGCAGAUAAGCUUGCUGAAAAAAAACUUACCUUGUGUGGAACUCUCAGAAAAAAUAAGUCAUACAUUCCAAACGAGUUGCAACCCAAAUUAUUUAGGCCUGAAUUUUCUAGUGCUUUGGUAUUUGCUACAAAUGACUCUUGA